Molecule: messenger RNA, 1382 nt
Organism: Diorhabda sublineata
Lineage: Eukaryota; Metazoa; Arthropoda; Insecta; Coleoptera; Chrysomelidae
Gene: nAChRa9
Product: neuronal acetylcholine receptor subunit alpha-3-like
Exons: 9
Coding region: 21-1274 (417 amino acids)
Biological process (GO): signal transduction; monoatomic ion transmembrane transport; regulation of membrane potential
Cellular component (GO): synapse; neuron projection; membrane
Molecular function (GO): transmembrane signaling receptor activity; neurotransmitter receptor activity; extracellular ligand-gated monoatomic ion channel activity
Source: RefSeq, a predicted model, not a curated record
UUGUAUUUUAUUCAGUCAUCAUGUGCAGUUCUAGAAAAUUCAUUUUCAUAUUAUUCAUUCUAUCUUGUGAUGCUGAAGAGUUGCAAUGUCCUCCUAGUAAUUCAGAAACAACUUACGUUAAGUUGAAAGAUGCUGUUUUAUGUAACUACGAUAGUUCUGUUAGGCCCGUGGCCAAUCAUCAAAAUAAAACUAAUAUAUCCUUCAAGUUCAUUAUGAAGUACUUCAAUUAUGAAAUUAUCACUAGUACUUUCAGUGUGGAUGCAUGGCUGUCGUUGUACUGGAAAGAUCAACAUUUAACUUGGAAACCCAGUGACCAUGAAAACAUUCAGAAUAUUUACCUAUAUUCGUACGAAAUAUGGACACCAGAUUUAUCUCUUUAUAAUUUAGCUAAUCAAGGAGAAGAUCCGGAAUUAAUAUCCACCACAAGAUGUAUGAUAAAUUACAAGGGAGUCGUACUUUGUGUACCACCUGUUCAUUUGGACGUCUUAUGCGUGCCAAACUUGUCAAAAUAUCCGUUUGAUAAACAAGACUGUAAAUUACGCAUAGGAUCAUGGAUGCACAAGGGGGAAGAAAUAGAUAUGGUAAUCGAUAAAAGUGUUUUAAACACGGAAGAAUUACUUCCUAAUGGGGAAUGGGAGAUCUUGGGACAUUCUACAGUGAAACAUAGAGGAAUAUACCCAUGCUGUCCAAAUAAUACGUAUCCUUCUAUUGAUGUGAAUAUAUCAAUAAAAAGAUUAGCUGGAAGUCAUGCUGCUAGUAUGGUGAUACCUUGUAUUGUAUGUGUUAUCCUGACUCUGGUGACAUUAGUAUUGUCUGCUAUAGAUAGAGAAAGACUGAUUUUAAGUUACGUUAGUCUUGUGUGUCAUUAUAUGCAAGUACAGUAUGUAUCAUGGCAGCUACCGUUGAAAGGAGACAACAUUCCACUUAUAAUUAUAUUCUCUAGAGAUUCCUUAUUGAUGUCAGUUUUUGCAUUGCUGUUCACAUUAGUUUUCAAAAGUAUCAUGUUGAAGAAAACUACGCCUCCAGGCUGGAUAUCAUGUAUCGUAUCAACAAUUAUUAAUUGUAAACCAGGACAAAUGAUUCUAUUGAGUGAUUAUACAACGAAAGAAACGGCCGCCGCUAAAGGAGAAGAAGAUGGUGAUGCAAUCGUAAAUUCAACAAACAUAGCGACGACUAAUCAAGAUUGGGAACUAUUCGGAAAACUACUGGACAAAAUAUUUUUUAUUGUGUACGUUUUAACAUACUUCGUGAUGAUCAUCUCAUUUCUACCCUGAAGUUAUCGUAGAAGAUGAUAAAGUUUCUUUCUUUUUUUUUACCGAAAUAAAAACUAUGUAAACGAAUAAAAAGUUGAAAAGAAACCAAUAAGAUAAUGCGAAAAUUGA